CCCCACAUCUCCAAAGGAAAGUUCAUCGGAUUUUUACUCUAGAGAUCUCAUCUUCAGGAUGUCAUUGAACACCUCCACUACAGGAAAAGGUGUGGAUCCAAACACGGUUGACACUUAUGACAGUGGCGAUGAUUGGGAAAUCGGUGUUGGGAAUUUAAUAAUCGAUUUGGACGCCGAUUUGGAGAAGGACAGACAGAAAUUUGAGAUGAAUAAUUCUACCAAUACCACCAGCAGCAGCAACACCAGCUCCAAGGAUUGCGGGGGUCUGGCUUCCAGUGGGGCUAAUACUACCUCAGCCUUAGCUGAUGGCCUAAAAUUUGCUUCUGUUCAGCCCUCUGCUCCCCAGGGGAAUUCCUCUCACAAAGAGACUAGCAAAUCAAAAAUGAAAAGGAGUAAAACUUCUAAGGAUGCUAAUAAAUCUCUGCCUUCUGCUGCCUUGUAUGGGAUUCCUGAGAUCAGCAGUGCUGGCAAGAGGCAGGAAGUCCAAGGGCGCCCUGGAGAGGCAACUGGCAUGAAUUCAGCACUGGGUCAAAGCGUGAGCAGUAACCCGAAUGGCAAUAAUAACAACACCAGCAACACCACCACCACUAUUGCCUCUUGUGGGAAAAACAAAGAGGAGAAACCAGGUAAAAACCAGGGCAGCAGAGGCUCCAAGCGGGAUAAGGAUGCGGGGAAGUCCAGGAAGGACAAGCAGCACGACCUGCAGCCGAGCCACCCCAAUGGCCCCGGGGGUGGCAGUGGCCAGGCCCCCACAGGGCACCUCUAUGGCUACGGGUCCAAGGGCGGUGGGAGCAGCAGCCCCUUCCACUGCACUGCUGCCACCGCCGUCGGGGAGGUGAGCAAAAGUGCCCCGGAUUCAGGGUUAAUGGGGAACUCUAUUUUGGUAAAGAAGGAAGAGGAGGAGGAAGAGAGCCACAGGCGAAUCAAGAAGUUGAAGACAGAAAAGGUUGAUCCCCUGUUUACAGUGCCUGCACCUCCACCUCCGAUUUCCAGCAGUAUCACACCUCAGAUUCUGCCUUCCUACUUUUCCCCAUCUUCAUCCAAUAUUGCAGCACCAGUCGAGCAGCUUUUGGUACGGACUCGUUCAGUGGGUGUAAAUACUUGUGAGAUUGGAGUUGUAACAGAACCCGAAUGCCUUGGACCCUGUGAGCCUGGGACCAGCGUGAACUUGGAAGGAAUUGUGUGGCAUGAAACCGAAGAAGGUGUCCUGGUGGUAAACGUUACAUGGAGGAACAAGACUUAUGUGGGAACGCUGCUGGACUGCACAAAGCAUGACUGGGCCCCUCCCAGGUUCUGUGAAUCUCCAACAAGUGACCUGGAAAUGCGAGGAGGACGGGGCAGGGGGAAGAGGGCAAGGUCUGCUGCAGCUGCAGCUGUACCUGGAAAUGAUACGAGUUUUACCGAGUCUAGAGGACUUCAGAGUAAGAAUCGAGGUGGUGCUAAUGGGAAGGGAAGGAGGGGCAGCCUUAACUCAAGUGGGCGCAGGACACCCCCAAACUGCGCUGUGGAUGAAGUCAAAGCCAGCCCCUCAUCCACAAACAAGAGAAAAAGUAAGCCUCCAAUGGAGCUAGACUUGAACUCCAGUUCGGAGGACAAUAAGUGUGGAAAACGUGUUCGUACUAACUCUAGAAGCACUCCCACCACCCCACAGGGGAAACCAGAGACUACUUUUUUGGACCAAGGCUGCUCUUCUCCAGUGCUGAUUGACUGUCCUCACCCCAACUGCAACAAAAAGUACAAGCACAUUAAUGGACUACGAUACCACCAGGCUCAUGCACAUUUAGACCCAGAAAACAAACUGGAGUUUGAGCCUGACAGUGAAGACAAAAUUUCAGACUGUGAAGAAGCUUUGAGUAAUGUGGCACUUGAAUGCAGUGAGCCAAGCACAAAUUUGCCAGGCUUUGAUCCGCCAAAAGCACCGACAUCUCCUUCCUCUAUCACUACCCCAGGGACCCCCAAGGGAAAAAGGGAACUGACCAGCAAUGGCCCCAGUUCAGUUAUCAGUUCCAAAACUGGCAAGAAUUCUGGCAAAAAGAAGGGUCUGAACAGUGAAUUGAACAGCCUUCCAGUAAUUUCUAAUAUGGCAGCCGCACUGGAUAAUUGCUCUGUAGCAGAUGGCAAUUUGCAAACUGAAAUGCCAAAACUGGAGGCUGAAGGGCUAAUAGACAAGAAGAGUAUGGGUGAUAAAGGCAAGAAAGCUAAUAAUUGCAAAGUGGAUAAAAACCUAUCCAAACUGAAAACAGCCAGGCCCAUUGCCCCAGCGCCAGCCCCGACUCCUCCCCAGUUAAUAGCUAUACCUACUACAGCCUUUACAACCAGCACUACAGGGACAAUACCGGGACUGCCCUCUCUAACAACUACUGUUGUUCAGGCUACACCAAAGAGCCCUCCGCUAAAACCUAUUCAACCAAAGCCCACAAUUAUGGGAGAGCCAAGCACUGUAAACCCAGCUCUCACAUCACUCAAAGACAAAAAGAAAAAGGAGAAGCGAAAGCUAAAGGACAAAGAAAGCAAAGAGACUGGAAGCCCUAAGAUGGAUUCUAAGCUGGGAAAGCUAGAGGAUUCAAAAGGGUCUGGGAAAGAUUUAUCUGGACAUUUUUUAAAGGACCAUCUCAACAAGAAUGAAGUGUUAGCUAAUGGACUUUCCGAGUCUCAAGAGAGUAGGAUGGCGAGUAUUAAGGCUGAAGCUGAUAAGGUUUACACGUUCACAGACAAUGCUCCCAGCCCUUCUAUAGGGAGUGCCUCCAGGAUGGAAUGCAGCACUUUGGUGAAUGGACAAUCUUCGAUGGCGCCACUGCAUGUGUUGACACAAAAUGGUGCAGAUAGCGCUGCCGCUAAAACCAACAGCCCUGCUUACUCGGAUAUCUCUGAUGCAGCUGAUGAUGGUGGCUCCGACAGCCGGUCAGAGGGCAUGAGGUCAAAGGCCAGCUCUCCUUCGGAUAUUAUUUCUAAUAAGGACAGUGUUGUAAAAGGACAUUCUUCAACCACAGCACAAUCGGCUCAAGCGAAAGAGUCCCAUUCUCCCUAUUACCAUGGCUACGAUCCUUAUUAUUCUCCAAGUUACAUGCACUCUGGACAGGUCAGCACCCCAGCAGCUGGGAACAGCAGCACCCCACAGGGACUGAAGAUCAAAAAGGAGGCUGAGGAAGAGGCUGAGAAGAAAGAGAAGGCAGAACUGUCAGAUGCCAAGAAAAGUGAAAGCAGUUCCUCUAAUUUGCAGCCACAACAUCAGUCAGUAAUAACGCAAAGACACCCUGCACUUGCUCAGUCACUUUAUUAUGGACAGUAUGCCUAUGGGCUCUAUAUGGACCAAAAGUCCUUAAUGGCCUCUAAUCCUGCUUACAGACAGCAGUAUGAAAAAUACUAUGAGGACCAGCGACUAGCAGAACAGAAAAUGGCACAAACCGGGAGGGACUGUGAAAGGAAGAAUGAACCCCCCUUGAAGGAAAUUGGAAAGGAUGAUAACAAGCAGAAAAAUAUUCCAUCUGCUACUAUUUCAAAGGCCCCUUCAACUCCAGAGUCGAGCAAAAAUAACACUAAAAUAGGGUCUUCAGUCCCUAACAAAGCUGAGGAGACGAGCAAAUCACAGAUCCUUUCCAAUCACCAGCAGCAGCUUCAGUCUGACAGUUUCAAAGCCAAACAAAUGGAAAACCAUCAGCUCAUAAAGGAGGCUGUGGAGAUGAAAUCUGUUAUGGACUCCAUGAAGCAAACAGGAGUGGAUCCAACCACGAGAUUUAAACAGGAUCCAGAUUCACGAACAUGGCAUCAUUAUGUCUAUCAGCCCAAAUACCUUGAUCAGCAAAAAUCAGAAGAACUUGAUCGUGAGAAAAAGUUAAAAGAAGACAGCCCUAGAAAAACACCUAACAAGGAAAGUUCCCUGCCUAACCUUCCUGUCUCGUUAGCAAGCAUUAAAGAGGAGCCUAAAGAGGUCAAGCGUUCUGAUUCUCAAUCAGUGGAUGAGAACAAGAUAAAAAACGAUGAUCGAAAGACUCCUGUAAAUUGGAAGGACUCUCGGGGUGCUAGAGUAGCAGUUUCCUCACCAAUGAGUCAGCAUCAGUCAUAUAUCCAGUACUUGCAUGCUUAUCCUUAUCCACAGAUGUACGAUCCCAACCAUCCAGCCUAUCGUGCAGUCUCUCCUGUCCUAAUGCACAGCUAUCCUGGGGCCUAUCUCUCUCCAGGAUUUCAUUACCCAGUUUACGGGAAGAUGUCAGGGAGAGAAGAGGCGGAGAAAGUCAAUACCAGCCCAAGCAUCAACGCGAAAUCAACCACUGAGUCCAAAGCACUGGAUUUGCUCCAGCAGCAUGCCAACCAGUAUCGCAGCAAGUCCCCUGUUCCCGUGGAAAAAUCAGCAGCUGAGCGUGAACGGGAAGCAGAAAGGGAAAGAGACCGUCAUUCUCCUUUUAGCCAGCGACAUCUCCAUACACACCAUCACACCCAUGUUGGAAUGGGUUACCCACUUAUACCUGGACAGUAUGACCCAUUUCAAGGAUUGACCUCUGCUGCCCUUGUUGCCACUCAGCAGGUGGCUGCGCAGGCAUCUGCAACUGGUAUGUUUCCUGCACAAAGAAGGUAA
Molecule: messenger RNA, 4573 nt
Organism: Cygnus atratus (black swan)
Lineage: Eukaryota; Metazoa; Chordata; Aves; Anseriformes; Anatidae
Gene: ZNF608
Product: zinc finger protein 608
Exons: 8
Coding region: 59-4573 (1504 amino acids)
Biological process (GO): regulation of transcription by RNA polymerase II
Cellular component (GO): nucleus
Source: RefSeq, a predicted model, not a curated record